Molecule: messenger RNA, 2723 nt
Organism: Misgurnus anguillicaudatus (oriental weatherfish)
Lineage: Eukaryota; Metazoa; Chordata; Actinopteri; Cypriniformes; Cobitidae
Source: RefSeq, a predicted model, not a curated record
UGAUGGACGCUUGUCACAUGCUCAAGUUGACACGUAAUAUGUUGCAGGCAUACAGUCCAAUUGCCACGACCACCGGACAGAUCAAUUGGAGGUACAUCAAUCAUCUUAAUGAUGUACAGAAAAAAGAUGGACUGCAUGCUGCCAAUAAAAUUACAGACAAACACGUCUACUUUGAAAACCGCAAGAUGAGGGUGUCCCUGGCUGCACAGACACUCAGUCGCUCCGUGUCAGUGGCUCUCCGCACAAUGAGGGAUCUUGGGUACUCUCAGUUUAAGGACUGUGAGGCAACAGCACAAUUCAUUGAGGUAAUACAAUUAGUGAUUAUAGAACCAAGUACAUGUUUUUAUAUUUCUUAUUUUUAUAAUUCAUCGAAGUGGUAAAGCUCUGUGAAAUUUGCUGUAGUACAAAGCAUACCUAUGGAAAGAAAGUCAAGUAAAUAUUAAUACCUGCAUGUUUACUAAUUGAGCAGAACGUUUAGAAAUAUGUACUGUGUUCUCAGUAUAUUUUGAAUAGAUGAGUAUUAAUUUCUGAUGAAAUAUUUUAUCUGAUACCUAAUGAAACUGUGUAAUGAUAUUGAUUUUAGAUAAUGAUAUUUUUGUAUAGAUUAUUGACAGGCUGUUUGAUACAAUGAAUGGACGCAAUCCUCGUGCCAAAGGAUUCAAAGCUCCCUUGGGUGCUUUGAAUUGGAUGGAGAGGAAAGCAUUUUUGUCAAGAGCCAGGGAGUACUUGCUCACUUUAGUAACAAGAGAUGGAACACCGCUUCACCGUUCUAAGAGGUCUAUUAAAAUAGAGCUUGUUAAGUUCAUGACAUGAGUUCAAUGACACUCUGUUUCCAUAAACAUCGCGUUCCUAAGAUUCUCUGUUGUUCCGUUAUGCAUCGCGUUCCUAAGAUGCUCCGUUGUUCCGUUAUGUAUUUCGUUCCUAAGAUGCUCCUAACUGCUUCAGUUUUGUUUGUGCCUAAAUUGUUUUGUUUUUUAUUGGUGUGUUUUUGAGGUCCUAGAUGCUUCCAAAUGGUAUGUAUAACACAAAAUCAACUUUAUGCAGCUGUCAGAACGAUGGUUUGUAUGUUGAUAUGAUGUUCUCUUGUUUAAAUGUUUUUUAUGCAGUUUUGGUUUUGUUGGAAUUAUCUUGUAUUCAGUGUGUUUCAGGUACAAGAUGUUUCUCAAUGGUAUGGUAUGCAUUACAUAACAUCAAAUACAGGUAAGGUAGGGCAAAAUGGUAGGUAUUACAUGUGUUGUUCUUAAGUUCUCCCAGUUCUGCAGUCACAUUGUUCCAAGAUAUUGUUCCAUUGUAUACAAGCAUACUAUAUAGACCAGUUCAAAUGAUGUAAACAACACUGGUCCAGAAACACUUCCUGUUACAGUUUGUGACAGUUAUUUUUUUAUUUCACAUAUAUUAUUAUCUUUAAGAUGUUUGUUUAACUUCAGUUAAUUCAGGUUUAUAUGUUCUGUUGGUUUAUUUUAUCCCAACGUUUAUGUAGUGUUAAAAAACAGAAACAGGAAGUGCUUCUGGACCAGUGUUGUUUACAUCUUUUGAAAUGGUCUAUAGUUAAACAAGAAACUGACCCCAUUCCUAAUAUAUCCACCCUGGUAGCUGUUUCACAUGGUGCUUUCUUGGGGUGUCUUCUUUCGCCAUGUUCAGAGUAAUACAACUUUUUUAUUUUGCAGGUACUUGUCGAUCAUUGGUUUUGUCAUUAACAUCGACACGUUGAUGCUGAUGAUUCCUGAACUGCUCCAAGUUCAGCGGUAUGUGCUCACAUACAGGUUCAGCCAGGAUCACUUGGAGCUCCUUUUUAAUUCAAUCAGAGCGUCAGGCGGCUGGAAUAACAAUCCAUCAGCAUGUCAGUUCCAAGCAGUCUUCCGCCGUCUGAUGGUUCGGUGUGGUGUCUCACCUGGUGAGACAGGCAAUGUGUCAGCCCAAGAUCACACUGUGUCCCUGUCUGCUGUGGAGAUGUCCUCUGUUGAAACUGCUGAAGAGCACCCAUCUCCAUUCGCCAACAUUUCGGCCCUUGUGUGUGACCACAGUUAUCUUCCCACUCGGUUUGGAGGUCUAGUGGAAAAUGCUCUGGUCUACAUAGCAGGGUUUGUAGUGCGGCAGAUUCUACGAAAGCUGUCCUGUGAUGUGUGCCGUGCAAGCUUGGUCAGAGAUGCUAGACCAGCUUCAUUUGACAAGAGCUACCACCUUCUAGCCUUGAAAAACAACGGUGGCCUAGUGAUUCCAUCACAGGGCGUAGUAAAGGUGCUGAGAGCUGCAGAGAGGGUGAUCCGCCAAACAUCUACAAUACAAGCUCCUAAGGUGUCAACAGUCACGCACAUUGUGAGGGAGGAGAUUGGAACAGAAGAUGUUUUUCUUCUUGGGGAUCACAUUGAGGAGACCCAGUUUGGCAUCGACAAUCAUCAAUCAGACUUGUUGUCAUUGGUUGUGUCUGUUUUUCUAAGGAUUAGGCUCCACCACGUUGCCAAACUUGCCUCCAUUGAACUACAGAAAGGGAGCACGAGAAAGAAGCUGUGCAAAACAGUCCUCUUUCAGGGGUUUUAGUGUGUGUGUGUGUGUGUUAGAGUGAGAGAAAGAGCGUUGUUUGUUUGUUUGUGUGUUGUGUUGUUUGUUUGUGUGUUGUUGUUGUUUGUGCGCUGUGUUUGUGUGUGUUGUGGUUGUGUGUGUGUGUGUUUGUUUGUUUGUUUGUUUGUGUGUGUGUUUUGUUUGUUUGUUUGUUUGUUUUGUUU